Molecule: messenger RNA, 634 nt
Organism: Orussus abietinus
Lineage: Eukaryota; Metazoa; Arthropoda; Insecta; Hymenoptera; Orussidae
Product: protein anon-73B1
Exons: 4
Coding region: 222-491 (89 amino acids)
Cellular component (GO): membrane
Source: RefSeq, a predicted model, not a curated record
AAUCUAACCCCUCUUUGACGGUGACUUUGAAGGGAUGACAUUUUGUGCAGUUAUUGGAAGAAUAAUUUCAAGGGUUAUGAUAUAAGGAGAAUUUAUUCAUUGGCUUAAGGUUUUCGCAAAAGCACGGAUGGAGACUAGCUGAAACGCGUAAAGGCAUGGGACGCACAUUACAUGUCGGUGUGUAACAGUGUAUACGGAUAAUUAAACGACAGUAUACGGCAAUGUCUGAUGUGGAUCCACAGUUGAAAAGACUAUUACUACCUGCUGAGGAAACUUUGUUUGAACAGAUUUUGAGAAUAGGUCUUUAUCUAGGAGCUGUAUUUCAAGUGGCUUGUAUAUUAGCAAUAGUGCUCUAUCAGUCAGGACCUAACGAUGGUGUUGCAGCUUUGAAGGAUGAUCCAAGCGAUGUGGAAUGUUCGGAAAACAGUCCUCAGGUGACCCCUAGAAGACCUCACCGGCCUCGCAAACAAGAAAAGAAGAAAAGACGUUAAUUUCUCAUUACAUUCCUUUAGACUAAUCAGUAUUAUCACUAGCUGGAAUAUUUACAGAUGUUUCUAACUUAUUUCCAUCAAAUAUUUAUUACCUAGGAUAAUUCAUACACGAAACACUGGUUAAUAAAAUGAACUUAAAGAAA